ACCUCGGCGGUGCCGCUCACCGCGGCCGGGAGCGCGGCAGGCCGCGCUGCAGCCCCCGCGCUCGCUUCCCGCUGCCCGGCGGGGUCUGAACCCUUUGGCAGUUCGCUCUGGUUCCCAGGCAGUUCUGACAGCUCCCGAGCAGCUCCCAAAACAGCGCUGUCCCGGACAGCCCGACGUGGGCUGGAGCUCCGGCAUCGGGUGGGAGUUAGCGGUCACCAUAGACCAGUCGGUGCCCCCCUCAGUCAGUGGUGCCGGGCGGGUUAUAAUGCCUCUUAAGAAGGUAUAAACGUUCAUAAUUAGAAAAACCUUUAGGCUCUAAGGAAUUAGUUCAUCUUUAGAAAUAGCCACCUUCGUUAUAAUUAAAAAUACAGAGUCAAAUCGGUACCUCUGUGCGGAUUGUUUGCAGUUCUGUCAUCAACACUGCCAGCCUGCAAUUAAAAUACAGACUUCAGAUGUUCCAAGCACAUUUCUUAUAAGGAUGCUGGAGUGCAUUUUUCUUGUAAGGCGUACAGGGAAAAAAUGGAGAUUCUGAGAAAAAUACAGGAGAGUGAUGUUGUCAGCUGUGGCAACAGCUGGUAGGUUUGAGCUACCUAGCCUCAAAAAAGUUGGUACGUGAGAAUUGUCAUUGACUUACUCACUGGCCUGUGAGAGUGUGCAGGAAGCCAUGCAGGAGUGGGCCUUCCCCAUGUUCAGCAAAGGGAUGCCUGGAGGCUUAUGCUGUCUUUCUUUGUACAAGGUCAUCUGGAUUUAGAGCCAGAUCCUACUUGGGGUAUUCCUACUGAAAUUAAAAGAGAAGUGAGGUCACCUACUGCUGUUCAGGUUGGGACUGAUUUUGCAUUAGACAAGACAGCUGAGUGAAUUUGUGCAAUUAAGUCAUUCUGAGUAAUGAUCAGAAUCAACACAGUCACAUCUCCAAAAAGGAGCAGAGAGAAGCACUUUGUGUGUUUUUGCUGCUAAGUAAAAAAAAAAAAUAAUGCUGACUUUAAUUAACAAAAUGCAUCUUUUGUUUUUUGCCAAAACAAACAUUUGGAAGUUUAAUUUUUUAAACUUUUUUUUUGUGUGAAAGCAAAGAUAAUGAAGGUCUCGAUUUACUUGGGAGUCUCUGUGGUCCCUGAGGAGCAGUCAGAUUGUAAGAAACAUCUCUUUGCCUGAGAAGACACCUCUGAGUUACCAGUUAUUAUGCUGUAGUGGGUGGCCAGUUGGUGGCCCAAGGAGAGAACAAGGCAGUUCUAACUGGCCACUGGAAACACUACCAUGUGCUGGGUGGAACCAGCCUAGGGCUGUCGCUGAGCUCAAGCUAAUGAGCAGCUUUAUGGGAACAAGAUGCUUGGAAACUCGGCUGGCUUUCCAAGGAGCUGCCUCUUGCUGCACGGGCACUCUCAUCCAUUCACAGGAAACCAACCUGUUUGUGGAGAGGAGCAGAGCAGCUGCGUUUGUGUGGCAUGGUGUCUGAGAAAUGAACUCUGAAACCCAUCUGCCUUCCUACUCUCAUAGCCUCUCCCAAUUACCGUGUCCUUUACCUCACCCUUCUUGAGAGCCCCUUCUGCACGUGUCUCACCUGCUACCUUUAAAUCUCGCAGUAUUCCCUGAAGGAUGCCUCACAGCACCUGUCACUAUCCAGGGUAUCCUCCCCUCUUGUUGUUCUGUUGAAGAACUGACAAUUGGAAAUAGGGAUCCAGCCUCCAAAUAAAUGGGGGAGCCUCAGCUGUUAAUACUCCUGGGUUAUCUGUGAUGCGGUACAGUUAGUGCUACUUGCUUUGCAUAAAUAUUAGUUGGAGCAGGACAGGAAUCCAGGUGUCAUCUCUCCCACGUAAGAGUUCUGACCAUCAGGCCAGAUAAGAGCACGUCUCACUCAAGAGAUGGUUAUUUGACGUAAAACUGAUCAGUUGCAGUGGGAGGGAAUUGAGGGAGAUCUGUUCUAGCAGGGCUGGAAUGCUUGCUUGAGAGGCGUGACACUGGCUUAUCUUCUCUGCUCGUAUCUGCGUACUGCCUAACUAAAAUUUUCCAUUAAAAUUCAGUUUAAUGGAACAAGUAAUUUUUCCUUUCAGGUACACGGGAAUUUGAGAGAUCUGAAGGGAAUGGUUAAAGCAAUGUUAAGUAGUUUUGACAGCACAGAGAGAAGCAGCACGUGGAACCUAGUGCUGUGAAGAAACCUGUUACACGUUGGGGGCAGGAUGUGUAGUAUCUCAGGAAGCACAAAAAGCAGGUCUAACAGACGUAUAUACUCUGAAGGCUGCAGAAAUCUUGUAUUUAAAAAUAAAUCUGAAACAAAGCCAGUAUAUGCUCCCAAGAGGAGCAUACGGUUGCAUCUUUACUAAAAAUGUCUGUGCAAUCACACAGGCAUGGCUACAACUGGCCCUGCCAGUCUGGUAUCUGUGCACUGUGACACCUUGUCAGCUGUAUAUUCAGUUUAACUGCUGAACCAACUUGCUUUUUCAGUCAGAAUCUGAAACUUAAAUGUGGUUUGCAAAGUUGCUUUAAGAGUUGAAAUCAAGAAAGUACUAAAUGCAAAGGUUAGGCGCAUGUAUAUAUAUAGAUUUUAGUUAUACAAAUGCCAAAAAGAGUUGAUGGUUGGUCUCCCUCUACCCUGAAAUACGCAAAUGAAGAUAUUUCUUGAUAGGAGAGGUGUGGGUGUACUCACACAUCUUCUCCACUUGUUUUAAGUGAGAAGAUUUCUUGGUGACAGAGAAAGUUGAUUUUUAAUAACGUUCAAGCCAAACUUACCAGGCUUUUCUGUGACUUUUACUGAACCACACUCUGCAGCUGCAUAUUGUUCUGGCUUCCUCAUGGAAGAAAAUUUGCAAUUGAUCUAGACCGUAGAAUUUUAACCUUUUUAAUGAUACCCUAGCAGAAGGUACAACAGCAACUCAGACUGCUAAGAAAAACAAGAACAGUAACAGCUGAUGAACCCAUGAGUUUAGAAUGCCCAGUUACACGCAGCAGCUUGUUUACAAACAUCUCACUACAUCCAUUCAUCAGCUAGGCACAGGAGUACAGUCAUUCCUGUCUUGUGCUCUUGCUGAUGGAAGCCAUAAUCUGUGGGUUGGACGCUGCCGAUGAGCAUUGCCCACUGACUUCAACCGCUUGUUUUCCCAGCGGGUCCUCUUGAGGAUGAGCAAGGAGGACAUUGAAGACUGCCUGUGUGAUACUGCAUGUAUGUGCGGUUCACCUUGCCCUUAAUCCAUGUGAAGACCUGUUGGAAUCGCCUUCAAGAAACGUAACAGCUUUCAGUCUCCUAAUAAAUUCUUUUGUGUCCAAGAAGAGCCUGUCCAAAUGAGCAAGACAUCCCAACAGAACACUGCUACAGAUGCGAACGGAGUAAGCGUGAUUCACACCCAAGCACACACCAGUGGUUUGCAGCAGGUUCCCCAGCUGGUGCCCGUUAGUCCUGGUGGUGGAGGCAAAGCUGUGCCUCCAAGCAAACAGGGAAAGAAAAAUUCCUUUGUGGAUAGAAACAGUGACGAAUAUCGUCAGCGCAGAGAGCGAAACAACAUGGCAGUGAAAAAGAGUCGGCUAAAAAGCAAGCAGAAAGCACAAGAUACAUUGCAAAGGGUCAACCAGCUCAAAGAAGAAAAUGAACGUUUAGAAGCAAAAAUUAAGCUCCUGACCAAGGAGCUGAGCGUACUGAAAGACUUGUUCCUUGAGCACGCGCACAAUCUUGCAGACAAUGUGCAACCUGUUGGCACUGAAACCACCACAACAGAUCCAGAAAACAAUGGACAGUAGACACUGUUGCAGCCUUACGAAAUGAACUCUUGAGGUGCAGCUUGUCUGCGAUGCCCAUACAGUAACCAAGCAAAAACUCUGUUCUAACUAUCAUUUCAUGGAAAUUUUCUUCUUUUUAGGUUUAACACUGAAGAUUUGAUACAAUUAAACCAGAAACUGCUUAGGGUAUUUGUUUAAAAUAUUUUUCUCCUCUAGAAGAUUUAUCUAAUAAAUGCAGAUCUAAAUUCAUUGUCAACAAGGAGCUUAGUAUUAGGGAAAUAGCAUUUUCACAGAAAUGUUCGCUUACCUUCUUAGAGUUUGCAUAACAGAAGGAAUCCAGCAGGAUGGUUCACUGUAGUAUCAGAACCUUGUAAUUGGAUACAAUGUUUUCAAAAUACCUUUUACUGUAUUUAAACCCUUUGUUUUCUUCAUUACAUAUUACAAAACUGCAAAGGCCGUGGAGGGUGUUUGCUUUCCUCUCUGGUGGACUACUUUAAAUAUGUAGAGCAGGUCCUACAAAGUACCACUUAGGUCUUUCCUGUCCAGUUAGUUAAUGGGGAAGGUUUAGUAAUAGUGAGCUGGGAUGCUUACUAGUGUUUUCUAGAAAAAUAGCAAUAUACUAUGAUGAUACAUACAGGCAGUUGGCUUCCAAAUGGCAAAUCAGUCUGAAGCAUCAGUUACAAGAGGUAAAGCAGCACACUGACAAAGCCUUGUAAGCCUGUGUUCACAUUGCUCACAUGGUGACUGGGGCCUUAUGAGAAGAAGAUUUUAGUUUUCAGUAAAUGUCAAAAUGCUACCAAAAAACUGUGCUCUGCAAGAUUGCAUUCUUGCUGGGGUGCAGGUAUCAGGGAGAACAAAAUGUGCAGCUUGGCUAGGCAGUCAAAGGGGUAAGACAGCAUCUGUUCAGCCAGAAUGUAUGGAUCACUGGUCACUGACGUUUGUUUUGAUGGCUGUUCAGAUUUGCCGCGAAGAUCUUAUAGAAAUUGACAGUCAUUAAAAAAAUAAAUGCCCCUAGUUUGAAUAACUGAUUCAGUGGAAUUUCUAUAGCCACCAUACAGUUGUGUGAAGGAGUAUCUUCGGUCUUGUUUUAUUUUCAUAAAAGUUUUCUAUAGCAACUUUUUUAAUGCUAGUGCUAAGUCUUUGCCACGAUCCAUAAUGCAGUGGUAUGUACUAUAUUGAGGAUUUAAACAAUAAAAGUGAAGCAGGACCUUUGAUGUAACCUUAAUUUAUUUUCAUUUUUAAGUAUUUCAUUGAUGGUAUGGUUGUGUUACAUUUAACUUGUGUGUCUGGCUAGUGGAUUAGUACACUUGGUUUCCUUCCUACACUACCUUUUUCCAUAGAUUAUUUUGUAGGAUGCUUGUUUGCCUUGUAUCUGUACUUAGGAAGAGAACCUGGAUAGGAUCUCUAUGAAGAUGCUGUUAGAAAAUGAAACCUUGAAAAGUUCUUUUUGAAUUUAAACUUUUUAAUACAUGCGGAAAACUUCUAUGGAUUGUUUUGGAUUAUGGUAGUCUUUUUACAAAGAUAUGUUUUUUGGUUCUAGCUGCAGCUUAAGUAGGUAGGGUUGAAAUAUCAGAAGCUAAUAAAAACCUUUUGCUUCUA
This is a messenger RNA of Falco peregrinus (peregrine falcon), 5304 nucleotides long. It is a transcript of the gene CEBPG, whose product is annotated as CCAAT enhancer binding protein gamma. The transcript has 2 exons. Gene Ontology annotation, molecular function: DNA-binding transcription factor activity, RNA polymerase II-specific; RNA polymerase II cis-regulatory region sequence-specific DNA binding. The record is from RefSeq and is a predicted model, not a curated record. Gene Ontology annotation, biological process: DNA-templated transcription; regulation of transcription by RNA polymerase II. NCBI's taxonomy places the organism in Eukaryota, Metazoa, Chordata, Aves, Falconiformes, Falconidae. Bases 3274 to 3726 code for a protein of 150 amino acids.